Messenger RNA from Miscanthus lutarioriparius, 606 nucleotides. The record is from the annotation of a GenBank genome assembly. NCBI's taxonomy places the organism in Eukaryota, Viridiplantae, Streptophyta, Magnoliopsida, Poales, Poaceae.
AUGGCCAUGUCGUUGAGCUCCUGCACCACCCUCCUGAUGACCCGGGCGGCCGCGCCGGCGCCAAGGCCCACGCCAACGCCAACGCCAACGCCAACGCCGGGGAAAUCCUCUCCCGGCGCCGGAUCACUGCAGCUCCGCAGCAGACAACCGGCGGCGGCUUCGUCAGUAGAGGCUCUGCGCUGGGCCUCCUCAUCAUGCAAGGAGUCCCGGUCCCGGCGGGCUUCUCUCUUCGCGUGCCAUGCGCUAAAUAAGUACUCGUACCACAUCGAACCCGCUGCCCUGGUGUACCGGCCUACAACUACAUCAGCGGGCACCAAUUGGAGAAUCUGGGAAGACAAGGACAAGGACCUCAUCAUCCUGGAGCUGGAGGUAGGAGAAUUGGCCCAGGAUAAACUGGAGGUUUCAACAACGGACCACGUGCUCCUGGUCGUCAAGUACAAGGGCGACAUCAACGACGAGUGGCGGGCGAGCUCGCUGGACGUCCGCCUGCUCAUGCCUCCUGGCUACGACGAGAAGAAUGUGGGCGCGAUGAUGCUGUCCAAAGGCUGGCUUCAGAUUACCAUCCCCAAGCCCAAGCACGAGCCCAAUAAGAUACAAAUCUCGUAG